AUGUAUCCCCCUUCCAAACGGCGACGCCUCACCAACGAGGUCCAAUUCCCGGAAUUUGAUGGAGACCCUUCCACCCUGUCAUCCCCGCAGAAUACCAACAAUAUGAAUAAUGAAUGGCCUGUCCAAAUGCAGGGCCACGCUCCUGCAUAUACUCCCUCCGAUUCCACAGACGGCCCUUCUUUCGCCUCCCCACUCGGCACCUCCAGUUGGGCCCACGAUGGGUUCUCGCAUGAUCCGGGGUUCCUUGCAUCGCAGGAAGAGCUAAGAUGCAUGCUCUUCACUGUCGCCCACUCCGCCGCGCCGACACGGGCACCGAGUCCGGAUGAACAUGAGCAAGAAGCCGAGGGGUCGCACUACAGGGAACGAUUGCAAUUGCGACCGGCAUUUUCAAACAUACGCCGAGUUCGAUACUUGAAGAAUUAUGUCGGACAGGUGGCGCCCUGGCUCGACAUGUUCGACUCCCAGUGUACCUUUCGCGUUCAGAUACCCGCCCUCGCUCGGACUUUUCCCGCGCUACUCAAUGCGGUGCUUGCAAUUUCAGCCCGACAAAUGGAACGGAAAGAGGCCCCCCUGCUACAAAUGCGGGACCCCAAGGUCGUUGCUGCUUGUGUGCUACUUUGCUGCCUCGAGAUGAUGUCGGCGCGUGCACAGGACUGGCGGAAACAUUUGGAAGGCUGUACUGCAUUGUUUGAGGCCUUUGAAAUACAUGGCUUCAGCGGGGGCAUACUACAGGCGGUGUUUUGGUGCUACGUUCGAAUGGAUGUGUGUGGUGCAUUGAUUUCUGAUGGCACAGAAAGCACCCUUCUUCGUCCUAGUAAAUGGCUUGCGCCGGAUUGCCACGAAGAUGAUGUGGCGCGGCUAUUCCAGGCCGCACAAUCCCCAGACAUGCAUGCAAAUUAUGCCGUGUAUCUCUGUGCAAAGACAUGCGAACUGGUCUCAGACCGCACCCAGUUUAUCGAACUGGGCGUACAGAAUGACUGCACUGGCGAAACAUUCAAUCGUCGUUGGCUUCGAUUAUGGGAUGACCUGCAACAGUGGGUUGAGGAUCGGCCUUCGGAGCUAUUACCAGUUCACACUAGCUCAACGAAGCCCUUCCCUCAUAUCCUGUUCCUACACUGGGCGGCAAUCUCAUCGAAUCAGCUCUAUCACACAGCAUGUAUUCUGCUUCUCAAUACAAUGCCCAAGGCCAUUAAGCUCCGAUCAGCGCCGAUUGUUUCUCCAUUGUGGCAUGCUCGGCGAAUUUGCGGUAUAUCUCUCGCGAAUCCACACCAGGGAUGUUUGAACAACGCUAUACAACCACUGUGGAUUGCAGGCCGACUUUUCAGCCACGUCUCAGAACAUACGGUUAUAAUCGAUAUUAUUCGGAAGAUAGAGGCCGAGACUGGUUGGGGUGCCUGUUGGCGUAUUCGCGAUCUUGAGCUUGCUUGGGGGUACCAAUUUUCGCGUCGUCAUCGGUCCUCCACCCAGCGGCUGGCAUCUACAGCGGGAUGA
Molecule: messenger RNA, 1491 nt
Organism: Penicillium malachiteum
Lineage: Eukaryota; Fungi; Ascomycota; Eurotiomycetes; Eurotiales; Aspergillaceae
Exons: 4
Coding region: 1-1491 (496 amino acids)
Biological process (GO): positive regulation of transcription by RNA polymerase II
Cellular component (GO): nucleus
Molecular function (GO): DNA-binding transcription factor activity; transcription cis-regulatory region binding
Source: RefSeq, a predicted model, not a curated record